This is a messenger RNA of Stylonychia lemnae, 645 nucleotides long. The record is from the annotation of a GenBank genome assembly. Lineage: Eukaryota; Ciliophora; Spirotrichea; Sporadotrichida; Oxytrichidae.
AUGAAAUGGAGCGUUCCGUGUUGUUACUAUCAACUAAUCAUCAAGAAGUUAAACUGCCAGUAAUAUGUAACUAGAAUAAUUCAGAUAUCAGGAAAUCUUUAUCUUAAUUAAGACAGGGUAAACAUUAAACAGAGAAAGAAGCUUCCAUUUAAAUCUAAAAUUUCAACAUAUUACUUUGAUCAGUACUAAAAUAUAGAUGAAAUCCACAAAAAGAAACUAAGACAGUUAAUCAAUUAACCUAUAGAAGGAUAAGCCUAAAGUGCCUUACUAGAACUGAAGAUCAAACGUUUAACUGAGAAGCAAAUUUAAACUGAGUAAAUAAGAAACAAGAUAAUUAAGCGAAUAAAGUUAAAGACUACGAAUUUUAAUGAUUCCUCUCCAGAUCCAAAUCUUUUGGAUACUCCAAGUGGAAUAGAAAAAUAGAAUGACUCAUUAGAAUUAUUAAUCUAGUAGAAGUAAUGGUAUUAAGAUCUUAAAGAGUAAGAACAGAAUGAUAAUGACUAGAUUAAGGAUUAGAUUUACAGAGACACAAAUCAAUAAUUUAGGAGAAGAGAAAGAGUUUAAUCUUGGCUUAAGAAAGGUUCUAAAAAUGCUUAUUGGGAUCCUAUUACUAACACUGCUAUUAUAAAAUUAAAAGAAAUUUGA